AAAGCUCUGUGGCCUUCUUUCUCCCCAUGGUUUCCCAUCAUCUCCCCCUGCCUGCCCGCCUGCCUGCAUCUCUGCAGCCUGCAGCAUUUUACUCGAACGGGAACCCGUGACAUUGCUUCUCUCUCGCAGUCUCUUCAUUCCUAUCCGGACCUCUGGGCCUCGUGCCGCACUCGUCGUACUUCUCGUGUAGCUGACACAUUUCGUGCACACUCUUCCAAUCUUCGUCACUAGCAUCGACCUCCCUCGCUGUGAGAAUCCAUAAUUCGGACCUGUACGUAAUCGCCGCUGAUCUCCGAGAAUAAAUUGCGUUCCCACGUCUCGUCACUGUCCGAUAUAUCGUCGAAGCUCACACAGCGCGGCUCUGUGCGUGCUAGAUAGCUCGUCGUCAGUCAGUCGACUGACUGGGCGGUCAGUGAGGGCAGUGCAGUGCAGGACGAGACAAACAUUCGAAACUAGCAGCGCCGAAGCGAUUCUGCGAGAAGUUUUUCAGGGACGUGAACCUUGACACCAUGCCGGAACUCGGGGAGCGCUUUACGACCUCCAUGCAUGGGUUGAGUCCGCUGAGCGUGAACAUACACAAGCGCAUCAGUCUGGACACUAAAGAUAAAAUCUGCGCAAAUCUUACGUGGAAGGAUCUGAAAGUCGUGGUGAACGGCAAUCAGACCGUGCUCCAAGGAGUCUCAGGUUAUGCCGAUGACCAGAAGCUUGUGGCCAUUAUGGGCCCUUCUGGUUCCGGAAAGUCCACAUUGUUGGACACUCUCGCUGGUCGUCUCACGAAGCAGGCUCAGUAUGAAGGAGAGAUCAUGCUGAACGGCCGCAAGGAGCAGCUCUCGUUCGGUACAGCGGCGUACGUCGCACAAGACGACGUUCUUCUGGGAACUUUGACGGUGCUAGAGAUCCUGCACUAUUCUGCGCAGCUGAGGUUCCACAAAUCGAUCGAAGAGCAAGAGAGAAAAGAUCUUAUCAAAGCGGCCGCAACAGACGUCGGUCUUUUGGAUUGUCUGCACACCAUCAUUGGCAACUGGCACAAAAGGGGCCUGAGCGGUGGGGAGAAGAGGCGUGUGAGCAUCGCCAUUGAGCUGCUGAAACGCCCUCGUUUGCUCUUCCUCGACGAGCCCACAUCCGGGCUGGACAGUGCUUCGGCCUACCACGUUGUCCAGACACUGAAGAAUCUCACCAAAGAGAGACGUACGGUCGUUUGCUCAAUUCAUCAGCCCAGCAGUGAUGUCUUCGAGCUCUUCGACGCACUUUGUCUGCUCUCCGGGGGCAAGCAGGUGUUCUUCGGGCCCUUGGCUGGUGCUCAGGAGUUCUUCGCAAACGCUGGCUUCCCCUGCCCGACGAUGAGGAACCCGUCCGAUCAUUACUUGCGCACUAUCAACUCGGACUUUGAUAAUGUGCACACGAUUCUCCAAGGCGGAGGUAGCCAGCGGCAGGACAUCGAGAAUAGUUAUUCGAGCUUCAGCAAUCCCAUGGCGAAGAUGACAACUGCUGAGCAGGUCAAGAUCCUGGUGCACUUGUUCGAAACGUCCGACGAGAAGCGCGCUGUAAGCAUGCGAAUUGAAGAGCUGAAAAAUGAGGGCGGCCGAGUGUUGGCCUCUAGAGGAAGCGAUGCUGCCUUCUUGACACAAUGUUGGGUGCUGACAAAGAGAUCUGUCGUCAAUAUGAGACGGGAUUGGGGAUAUUACUGGCUGAGACUGGUGAUGUACAUAAUGCUAUCUAUCUGUAUCGGAACAAUCUACUAUAAAGUCGGCAAAAACUACACUUCCAUCAUGGCAAGAGCGGCGUGCAUAUCGUACGUGGCGGGGUUUCUGACAUUCAUGUCAAUUGGAGGAUUUCCUUCGUUUGUUGAGGACAUGAAGGUGUUCGGUAGAGAGAGAAUGAAUGGGCAUUACGGCGUGGCGGCCUUCGCCAUCGGCAACACUCUGUCUUCUCUGCCGUUCUUAUUUCUUAUUUCCGUUGCGUCGACGAUGAUCGUUUACUUCCUGGUCGGCCUUCACCCUGGCAUCACUCAUGUGAUUUACUUCCUGCUGGCCCUAUUCGCCUGCCUCGUCGUCGUGGAGAGUUUGAUGAUGGCGGUGGCUAGCCUCGUUCCCAACUUUCUCAUGGGCAUCAUCACCGGGGCUGGAAUCCAGGGCAUUUUCCUCCUGGUGUCGGGCUUCUUCCGACUCCCCAACGAUUUGCCAAAGUAUUUCUGGAGGUAUCCGAUGAUGUACUUCGGAUUCCACAUGUAUGCGCUGCAGGGGAUGUACGAAAAUGAUUUCACUGGGCUGACAUUCGCUAACACCAACCCCUCUCUGCCUCGAAUCACGGGAGAAGAAAUUUUGGUCGAUCACUAUCAAAUUACAGUGUCCCGAAGCAAGUGGUGGAACCUCUCGGUCCUGUUCCUCAUGGCCGUCGGCUACAGAGUUAUUUUCUACGUCCUAAUCAGGAUAAACGAGACAUACGUUCCUCUGGCUCGAGCUUACUUCUACAGGAAAUUCCACAGUUUCAGGAGGAACAACAACGCCACCACAACCAGCAUUUCUCCCGAGGAAUAGACAGAAUAGCCAUCAUCCACGACAAUCAAGCCUCCCUUGAGAUCUGACAGAAGGUUUUGUGCAUGUACAUAAUCGAUCUCCCCCAGACAUUAGGAUCAUUCAUUGCAGAAGAAUAUUUGGCUGAGCCCCGUGUAGGGCUCAUGUCAGUCAAGCGUGGCAGUUUUUCACUGUGUCUUCUUGCGCCGCGGACCGGCUGCCUGUCAAUGCUUUGACAUGUUCUUGACCACGAAGAAAGGUCUUGACCGACCCUUGUCCGAAAUAUGUCCGGUUUUUGUCCGGGUUAAUUUAGUUUGCCGGCGGUGUGGCAUCAGAAGCUCAGAAAAAGUCCAGACAGAGGGCACGUAACGUCAAAAUCCCAGAAAUGGCAGUCGGACACAUCAAACGUAGAUUCAUUUCAGCGUGUAUAUAGUGUUUAGAUCCAAGAAGUUACACAAUUCUCUUCUGAUCACGCAAUAAAGAGCU
This is a messenger RNA of Marchantia polymorpha subsp. ruderalis, 2999 nucleotides long. NCBI's taxonomy places the organism in Eukaryota, Viridiplantae, Streptophyta, Marchantiopsida, Marchantiales, Marchantiaceae. The record is from the annotation of a GenBank genome assembly.